AUGCCGGAGGUGGACAAGGAUGCACAGAUGCUCGAUGGAGCCACCCCACUCCUGGCCGCAGCUUUGCAGGGCCAUGUGAACGUGGUGCAGCAUCUCGCGCGGGUGAAGGCAGACAUCCACAAGACGACGAAGGACGGCGCAUCUGCACUGCAUGCUUGUGCCCGCUCUGGUCACGUAGCGGUUGCGCGGUUUCUCUGCGAGGCAGGAGCGGACAAGGAUCGGGCGAUGAUGGAGGGAGCGACCCCGUUGUUGGCAGCCGCGCUGCAAGGUCACACGGAGGAUGUGAAGCAGCUUGCUGAGUUCCUGAAAACGGAGUAUCCCAUACGCUGUGCGGAGCGCAUCCAGAUGAUCGAAGCAUUGCCUGGCUGGUCAUCAGCGCCUGAGCUUCAAGAGGUACACAGACGGCACUGGAAUGCCUUUGUCGCAAUGCGUCACUUUCAAAGCUCUGACGACCUCACACUCUUCACUGAAGUUGUCGAUGACAUCGUCAACAGCAACAAAGAUGUAGUUGCAUUGAUGGCAAAGGCCAUGCAAUGGUUAUCCCGGGAAAGACCCGAGCAGUUCCAUGCAGAAUUUGUGGACACAUUCCUUGACAACUUCCUGUUGAAUCGACUUGGCAGCAAUGUACUUUUGUCGCAGUAUCUUGCGGCUGUUGACAAGACAAGACUGGUCGUGGGGACUAUUGACCCUCAUUGUGAUGUUACGGAGAUCUGCAGGGAGAGUGCAGAGGAGGUUCAGCGGAUAUGCAAAUACUAUACACAGCUGGCUCCAUCGAUCUCAAUAGAGACACAUGACGUGACUGCAGACGAUCAGUCCGAUUUAAAGUUCGCAUUUAUCCCUGGCAUCAUCAGCUACAUAGUGCAGGAAAUUUUGAAAAACAGUGCUAGGGCCACACUGCAUCACCUUCUAUCAGACAUCGAUGUUGAUCGAUUUCCCAUCAACAUCGUUGUUUCUGGUGAUCAUAAGCGGGUCAUGAUCCACAUCAGUGACCGUGCAGGCGGAAUUCCUUUUGAUGUUGGUCAGCAUGUGUGGUCAUAUCUCUAUACGACGGCCCUCAACGACGUAAGCUGUUUGGCUGGAUUUGGUGUCGGCCUCCCAAUCUCACGGCUCUACGCGAGUUAUCUCGGCGGUUCCAUGAAUCUGGUAUCCUUGCCCGGAUAUGGAACUCACGCCUAUGUGUAUUUUCCACGGCUCAACUCAGAGCAGGUGGUGCGCUAUCUGUGUGAUGCCGGAGCUGACAAGGAUCGCACCAUCUGUGACGGAGUCACUGCCUUUCAUGCAGCUGCAGAGCGAGGUCAUGCAGAGGUGGUGCAGUGCCUUUGCGAGGUGGGAGCAGACAAGGACAAGGCAAUGCGAAAUGGCCUGACGCCCUUGAUGGCUGCUUGCCUCCAGGGCCACGAGGAGGUGGUGCGUGUCUUGUGCGACAACGGCGUCAUGAUGGAGACCCCGAUGCGUGAGGAUCUGGUGUUGGCUGCCGUGACUCUCGUGAAGCACCAGCCGCAUUCUCAGAUCUUCCUGUGCGAUCCGGGGAAGGUUGUCGAGGAGAAGCAUUGCCGGCAAGGUGCGACAUCGUUACAUGUUGCGGCCCUCCAUGGGCAUUUGGGUGUUGUAAAGCAGCUCUGCAGCGCACGUGCCAGUUUAGAGGCCGCCAUGCGUGUGGGCUCAACACCACUCCUGGCAGCCGCGCAAGCAGGCCACAGUGAAGUGGUGCGAUUCCUUUGCCAAGCCGAGGCGGAUUUGAACGUUGCGACUGGCAAUAAAGACGGUGAGUCUCCACUCAUGGCCGCCGUGCUACGAGAUCAUGCAGAGGUUGUGCAGGUGCUGUGCCAAGCUCGUGCCGACCCGCUGAAUGCAGCCACCAAUGGUGCUACUCCGUUGUUUGCCGCUCACGUUCUCGGCUUGGGAAGCGUCGCCAACAUCCUGAGGCAGACGGUUGUUCCCGAGAGUUCCAUCCUGCGUUUUUGCCCGCGCCGCUGCACGCAUCGAUGCCGAGCCCCAGGCAGUCUCCGGACUAGUUGA
Molecule: messenger RNA, 2019 nt
Organism: Symbiodinium sp. CCMP2456
Lineage: Eukaryota; Dinophyceae; Suessiales; Symbiodiniaceae
Source: the annotation of a GenBank genome assembly